This is a messenger RNA of Adineta ricciae, 1248 nucleotides long. The record is from the annotation of a GenBank genome assembly. Lineage: Eukaryota; Metazoa; Rotifera; Eurotatoria; Adinetida; Adinetidae.
AUGGAUCUCGGUGAACAAGGUAUUCUGCUUCCUGCUCCUUUGCGAGUAUUUGAUUGUUCAGCUAAUGAAGUUAUUUCGUUUAAAUUUGUUCGAUCGGAAAAAGAUCUUGAAAAUGAUGAAAUCGAUUUUGCACCAGAAUUCACCCAUCAAAUCUUUGGAGAAAAUGAACGAAUCUUUGGAUACAAAGAUUUGGCUAUCGAUAUUUACUGUUUAUCAUCUUCAUUGAAUUUCUACUUGAACAUUGAAUUCGCUGAAAAGAUCAAUCCAAAGAAAUAUCAACAAUUCAAAGCUGAUGACAUUGUCCAAGCAUUGAAUGAAUGGCUUCCAUCUACGACAACGACGAAUCUCGAUCAAUUCCUAUCGAAAUUAAAAACCGAACAAGAAUAUGGCACUUUUGGUGAACAAAUAUUAACGUAUGAAUUAAAAGGAGAAAAGUCAACAUCAUAUUUAAUUCAUCGUGUCAAUGAGAAUUUUUGCGACGAUCAAAAGUUUCUCGAAUGGUACACUCGUCUCGAAACCUUUCUGGUUUUCUUCAUUGACGCUGCAUCAAGAAUCGAUAAAGAAGAUCGCAAUUGGAUCAUUUAUCUUCUGUAUCAGAAAUAUCAAAAUGAGAAUAGUCAAACUUGCUAUGCACCAAUCGGAUACAUUACCGUUUAUCUUUACUAUGCAUAUCCUGAUAAAAAACGGCCGAGAAUUAGUCAAGUAUUGAUUUUACCGCCAUACCAACGAAAAGGUCAUGGACGUCGUCUAUUGACAGCAAUCUACAAUGAUUUACGAAAAGACUCACGUGUUCAAGAUAUUACAGCUGAAGAUCCGUCGGAUGAAUUCGUCGCUCUACGAGAUCUGGUUUCGCUGGAAUUAUGUCAUAAAUAUCUACCUGAUUUAUUUUCAAAAGAACCAAUGCUGAAAACUCCUCGAUUAACAAAAGAAAUGGUUGUAAAAGCACAGGAUGUUUGCAAAUUAACUAGACAAGAAACACGACGUGUUCAUGAAAUGUGUUUUCUUCAAGCGAUCAACAAGAGUGAUGAUGAACAAAUGAAACGAUUUCGUUUACUUGUCAAACAACGUCUUUUCGAACCAUUACAAUUUGAUAAACGACGUCGUCUUCAACUAGCUGAUCCAGCACUUGAAGCAUUAGCAACAGAUCCAGAAAAACGAAAGAAAUACUUAGCUACUCAAUAUGAAUAUGUGAUCGAACAUUACCAGAAUAUAAUUCGAGCAUUCAAUAAAUAUCAAGAUCGUAUCUAG